This is a messenger RNA of Paraglomus occultum, 1197 nucleotides long. The record is from the annotation of a GenBank genome assembly. NCBI's taxonomy places the organism in Eukaryota, Fungi, Glomeromycota, Glomeromycetes, Paraglomerales, Paraglomeraceae.
AUGGUCAAUCAGAGAGACGUAUACAUUGCCGCUAUUGCUCGUACUCCACUUGGGGGAUUCAAUGGCUCUCUGGCUUCAUUCUCUGCUACUAGGUUGGGAAGCAUUGCCGUCGAAGCUGCAUUAAAGAAGGCCAACAUUGCGCCUCAUCUCGUCGAAGAAAUCGUUUUCGGAAAUGUCCUCUCGGCCAAUUUAGGUCAAAAUCCCGCACGUCAAGUAGCUUUGGGUGCCAAACUCGACGAGAGCGUCAUCGCGACAACCGUAAACAAAGUCUGCGCUUCUGGCAUGAAAGCCAUAAUCAUUGGUGCCCAAGCAAUCCUAACUGGCAACGCAGAUGUUGUCGUAGCUGGUGGGACUGAAUCAAUGAGUAAUACGCCAUACUAUGUUCCCAAAGCACGGUUUGGGUCCAAGUAUGGUGACCAGACUCUUGUUGAUGGUAUCGUCAAAGAUGGACUGACUGAUGCAAAGCAUAGCGAGAUCAUGGGAAUUGCUGCUGAGAAAUGUGCGGACAAAUACCAAUUUAGUCGACGGCAGCAGGACGAUUACGCAAUCUCAUCAUACCAUCGUGCGCAGGCAGCAUUCAAGGCAAAUUAUUAUGCAGACGAAAUUGUCCCUGUAGCUGUCUCUGGAGGUAGAGGGAAACCCGAUAAAGUUAUUACGCAGGAUGACGAGAUUACCAAUCUUAAUAUUGACAAAUUACGCGCAGUGCGUCCGGCUUUUGUCGAAAAUGGUACAGUGACCGCACCCAAUUCAUCACCGUUGAGUGAUGGAGCUGCAGCAGUUGUUCUCAUCAGUGGAGAAAAGGCACGCGAGCUAGGCAUCAAAGUUGUUGGCAAGAUAUUGGGUUGGGGUGAGGCUGCUCAGCAACCUUUGGAGUUUACGACGGCGCCUUCGAAGGCAAUCCCGAAAGCUUUGAAGCAUGCCAACAUUCCAGAAUCAUCAGUUGAUUACUACGAGAUCAAUGAGGCUUUUUCUGUUGUUGCUCUUGCCAAUUUGAAGCUUCUUGGACUGGAUGAAGAGAAGGUUAACGUGUUUGGUGGCGCGGUGGCUAUGGGUCAUCCACUCGGAUGCUCGGGUGCAAGAAUUGUCUGUACUUUACUUUCUGUACUUCGACAUAAAGAAGGGAAAAUUGGUGUGGCCGGGAUUUGCAAUGGUGGAGGAGGAGCAAGUGCUAUUGUUAUUUCUGCAGAGACACAGUAA